Molecule: messenger RNA, 612 nt
Organism: Protobothrops mucrosquamatus (brown spotted pit viper)
Lineage: Eukaryota; Metazoa; Chordata; Lepidosauria; Squamata; Viperidae
Product: C-type lectin domain family 2 member D-like
Exons: 5
Source: RefSeq, a predicted model, not a curated record
AAUUGCAAGGAUGCCACCAUUGCUGGGAAACCCCUUAAGGAGGGCCUUCAAGGCGGAGCUGGGGCCUAUAAACAUCACUGUGCAUUAGCCAAAGGAACUCUCGUAUCUAAACGCAUUCCAGUCAAAAAAAUCAUUAUAGGAGCUGUUAUUGUUCUGGUCGUUGUUUUGAUUAUCACUAUAAUUUUAUUGGCUGUUAAAAAACCAAAAACAUGUUCUCAUUGUCCUUCACUUCCAAGCCAAAGCGUUGUCUGCCCGGAUAGCUGGAUUGGAUACAGAGGAAAAUGUUUCUAUGUAUCAAAAGAAGAAAAGAAUUGGUCUCUCAGUUUAACGACGUGUUCUUCAUUUAAUGCUUCCUUGGCUGUUAUUGAUACUCAGAAGGAAUUGGAUUUUUGGGUGGAUAUAUUAAAUCCCUUUCAUUACUGGUUUGAUCUCUCAAGGGAAGCUAACAAGGUCUGGAAAUGGUCCAAUGGCACAGAGUUCAAAACUCGAUUUCCAGUGCGAGGAGAAGGCCUCUGUGCUUACAUAGAUGCAAAUGGGGCCAGUAGUACCAUAUGCUCCAUGGAGAAAAAUUUUCUCUGCAGCCAUCCAGAAAGCUAUAGCAAAGCUGGAUGA